AUGGCAACCACCGCGAUGAAUGUUAGCAUACUUCCACCAGAUGAAGAAGAACAGUUACUAGCCAAAUUUGUAUUCGGUGAUACAACAGAUUUACAAGAAAACCUCGCUAAAUUUAAUGCCGAUUUCAUUUUCAAUGAACAAGAAAUGGACAUUGAAGAUCAAGAAGAUGAAGGAUCUGAUUCAGACAAUAGCGAAGAUGGUGAAACACAGAACGGUGACUUGGACCACGUCAACAACGACCAGUUAUUUUUCGUGGAUGACGGUGAUAACGAAGGUAAUCAAGGUAAUAAUCAAGAUGCCAUGGAUGUAGAUGAUGAAGAUGACUCCUCAAGCGAAGAUUAUUCUGAUGAUGACGAAGAAGCUGCUUGGAUAGAUUCGGACGAUGAAAGAAUUAAGGUACCUAUUCUUGUUACCAAUAAGACAAAGAAAUUAAGAACAUCCUAUAACGAGUCUAAAAUUAACGGUGUUCACUAUAUCAACAGGUUGAGAUCUCAGUUCGAAAAAAUAUAUCCAAGACCUAAGUGGGUAGACGAUGAAUCUGAUUCUGAAAUAGAUGGCGAAGAAGACGAUGAAGAAGAAGGCCCUAAUAAUGUUAUCAAUGGAGAUAUCAAUGCACUAACGAAAAUCUUGUCUACCACUUACAAUUAUAAAGACACGGUAUCAACUUCCAGACUAUUACCCCCCAAUAAGCUUGACAUUGUGCGUCUUAGAGACGCAAAUGCAUCACACCCAUCCCAUUCCGCUAUACAAUCUCUUUCAUUCCAUCCUUAUAAACCUCUGCUGUUGACAGGUGGGUACGAUAAGACCCUGAGGAUAUAUCACAUUGACGGGAAAACCAACCAUCUAGUGACGAGUUUGCAUCUGGUCGGGUCUCCAAUUCAAACAUGUACUUUCUAUACUUCUCUUUCAGACCAAAAUCAACAAAACAUAUUCACCGCCGGUAGAAGAAGGUAUAUGCAUUCCUGGGAUUUGUCUUUACAAAAUUUAAAUCAUUCACAGACUGCCAAAAUUGAGAAAUUUUCUAGAUUGUAUGGACAUGAAUCCACUCAAAGGUCUUUUGAAAAUUUCAAAGUGGCACACUUGCAGAAUGCGCAAACCAAUUCUGUUCAUGGAAUCAUCCUUCUACAAGGUAAUAAUGGUUGGGUCAACAUUUUACAUUCUACGUCCGGACUAUGGUUAAUGGGCUGCAAGAUAGAAGGUGUGAUAACUGAUUUUUGUGUCGAUUAUCAACCUAUUUCACGCGGUAAGUUUAGGACCAUUUUAAUCGCUGUAAACACGUAUGGUGAAGUAUGGGAGUUUGACUUGAACAAGAAAGGCCAUGUUAUAAGAAGAUGGAAGGACCAAGGUGGUGUAGGUAUAACAAAAAUCCAAGUCGGUGGUGGCACAACAGCUAUUUCGCCAGCUCGUCAAAUAAGCAAGAUAAAACAAAAUAGAUGGCUUGCGGUAGGUAGCGAGAGUGGGUUUGUUAAUCUUUACGACAGAAACAAUACUGUGACUUCGUCAACCCCUACACCAGUCGCCGCUUUGGACCAGCUAACAACUACCAUUUCGAAUUUACAAUUUUCCCCUGACGGUCAAAUACUAUGCAUGGCAUCUCGUGCAGUCAAAGAUGCUUUGAGAUUGGUCCAUUUACCCUCUUGUAGCGUGUUCAGCAACUGGCCCACUAGCGGUACACCCCUGGGUAAAGUUACCAGUGUCACAUUUUCACCAUCAGGUGGGCUACUGACCGUGGGUAACGAACAGGGUAAAGUUAGGCUCUGGAAAUUAAACCACUACUGA
Molecule: messenger RNA, 1779 nt
Organism: Saccharomyces paradoxus
Lineage: Eukaryota; Fungi; Ascomycota; Saccharomycetes; Saccharomycetales; Saccharomycetaceae
Gene: UTP18
Product: Utp18p
Exons: 1
Coding region: 1-1779 (592 amino acids)
Biological process (GO): rRNA processing
Cellular component (GO): small-subunit processome; Pwp2p-containing subcomplex of 90S preribosome
Molecular function (GO): protein binding
Source: RefSeq, a predicted model, not a curated record